Messenger RNA from Amborella trichopoda, 633 nucleotides. NCBI's taxonomy places the organism in Eukaryota, Viridiplantae, Streptophyta, Magnoliopsida, Amborellales, Amborellaceae. The record is from RefSeq and is a predicted model, not a curated record.
AUGAAUAAGCACUUCAAGAUGUACAUAGCCUCUUCAACAAGCUUACGUACAUUGUUGGAAGUGACGACAAAGGUGCAAGAUAAGAAGGUACGAAAGGAAAGGGAAAAGGACUUAAGAGAUAUUGAUACUACUCCAAUAUUAAGAACAACUUCUUUUAUUGAGGCCCAGACAGCAAAGAUCUAUACUCAAAAGAUUAUGAAGCGAUUUGGAGAAGAGGUGAAGAAUGUAUUUGAAAUACCCCCACAAUACAUAAUGAGGCAUUGGAGAAAGGAUAUAAAAAAUGGGGUUUUUAUAGAUGAGAGUGGCAAUCAAAUUCAAGAAACAUCUCAACUACCACGCUCCAUUCGAUAUAAUGAGGUCUAUCAUGCAACUCGAUACCUCGUCGAGCGUGUAUCAGAGAGUACAGAGCUCCAUGAAUUUAUAAUGGCCAUAUUACGCAGCGGAAUUUGUCAGGUUGAUAGCCAAUUUGGGCAUAAGGGAGGUCCACAUAAUGAUGUCACAAUCAAUUGCAAUGCUGAAGAGUAUGGUAAUGUUGAAGCAAAUGCUAAUAUCGAUGAGAAUGCAGCUAGUUGUAGUGACAAACCAAUUGAAAGUGAACAUUGCCAAAAUAUCCUUGAGCCUCCACAAGCAUGA